Molecule: messenger RNA, 2878 nt
Organism: Hymenoscyphus albidus
Lineage: Eukaryota; Fungi; Ascomycota; Leotiomycetes; Helotiales; Helotiaceae
Source: the annotation of a GenBank genome assembly
CUAAGCAGCGCUGAGACCACCACCAGUGCAAGUGUAGUGGAGUGCCAACCAGCCAACCAGCCAACCAGCCAACCAGCCAACCCAAACCUCAUCACUCACUACUACUCGCUCCUUCCAGCCAGCACCGCACCAGCACCAGCACCCGCACCCCGACUGCACCAGCCAUCGGCACCUACCUACCUACCUGCCUACCACUGCCCGCACUACACCUGCUGCUGCAUUGGAUUUGCAUUCUCAACAACACCAUCAAUUUCGACAACCAUCACUUGCACCCGACACUCGCCUCGACCUAUCUUCCUUCCUGGACAUCCUUCACCCCAUUGUCAUUGUCGCAAUUAGUUCGCAGGCACCGACAAAUCCACUCACCACCAACACCAUCACCACCACCCGAGCUGCUGUGCUCUCCAGUACCACCAUCCAACGACAUCCUACCCUACCAACCUCGGCCGUGUUCCACCUUUUUCAUACUGCGUCCAUUUGGGAAGCCAAAUCUCGGGUUGGAGAUUGCGCAUACAGUUCUGUCGCCCUGAAGAAAAUCAAUCUCAUCAAGGGGUAUCCCGCGUCGUAUCUCUUUGUCGCAGACGAGAACGAAGCUCUAUUUCCGCGUUGGUCCUGCAAUUCUGCCAUUGCAUGGCCGCAACACAUCCUCAAGAAGCCGACGGGUAUCGAUUGUAGAUUAAUUGCGCCAACACUGCCCUCCUUGCCAUCGCGACCCGAUCCAACGUUGGUCUUGAAAGCGUCUCCGCAAUUCUAUCCAGCCAAACAUCGUUAUAAUACCCGAGUCGAGGUCGAGGCUGCGUUUGCAGCUAGUGAGCUAGGAAAAUGGGAGCCUGCGUCAGUACCAAUGCGGAAGACUCCGAGGGGAAGAAGCGAAGUCAGAUGAUAGACAAGAGCCUGGAGGAGGACUCGAGAAAGCUGCGGCGAGAAUGCAAGAUUCUGCUUCUGGGUACGUUCUAAACAUAGAUAGAAGACGCGAUGGAAGGCUAAUAAGGUGAUUAGGCUCCGGUGAGAGUGGGAAAUCAACCAUUGUUAAACAGAUGAAGAUCAUCCACCAAAGUGGAUAUUCGGUGGAGGAAUUAUCCAUGUACAGGAUGACAAUAUACAAGAAUUUAGUGGAUUGCGCCAAAGCAUUGAUCGGGGCGAUGGAACAAUUUGACAUUAUGCCCGUCAUACCAAUCAACCGCGGAUACAGCGAUUUUUUGGUUCAUUACCAGGUCGUCACGGAACCACCAACAUUGAAUCCCGAAGUCGGUACGGCGAUUCAGUCCCUAUGGAAGGACCCGAGCAUGGGAGCUUUGAUGGAAAGACAGAGCGAGUUUUAUCUGAUGGACUCGGCACCAUAGUAUGUCUCGCCAGAGUGCUCUUGUAUACAAGUUGAUACUAACCAGAAAUAGCUUCUUCGAAGAAGCACACAGAAUAACCUCGCCGGACUAUAUCCCAAUUGAAGCCGACGUUUUGAGAGCACGUACGAAAACCACGGGUAUCUACGAGACAAGGUUCACAAUGGGAUCACUAAGCAUACAGUGAGUACCACAGGGUCGGAAACAUACUUCAGGAUCUAACGGAGAUUUUAGCAUGUUUGAUGUCGGAGGCCAACGAAGUGAGAGAAAGAAGUGGAUCCAUUGCUUUGAAAAUGUUACAUCCAUCAUUUUCUGUGUAGCAUUGAGCGAAUACGACCAGGUGUUACUCGAAGAGAGUAACCAAGUAAGUCUUGGACCAAGAGGCUAAGAAACAUAUAUACUGACUUGUGACAAGAACCGAAUGAUGGAGAGUUUGGUACUAUUCGAUUCCGUCGUCAACUCCAGAUGGUUUAUGCGAACGAGCAUUAUCCUUUUCCUCAACAAAGUCGAUUUGUUUCGACAGAAGCUUGGUCGGUCGCCUUUAAGCAAUUACUUUCCAGACUAUUCCGGUGGCAAUGAUAUCAAUCGAGCUUCGAAAUACCUUCUGUGGCGGUUUAAUCAAGUGAAUCGAGCACAUCUUAAUCUGUACCCUCAGUAAGUAGAUUCUAUCCAAUCUUGAUUUGCUUGUUUGCUUAUUUAAUUAGUCUCACACAAGCCACGGACACAUCCAACAUCCGGCUGGUAUUUGCAGCAGUAAAAGAAACAAUUCUACAAAACGCGCUCAAGGAUUCUGGAAUCCUCUAAGCCUAAUGCGCCAAUCUUAUAUAAUUUACGACUUUCACAGCUAUUUGGGGAUUUAGGAUAUACAUUCUCCGGCCUUCAUUGGGAAACGGGCGUUUAUGGAGCUUGUACCUAGCAAAUGGGCGUUCUCGUUGUUGGGUCUUGUGGGGGAAGGCUGUGUGAUCAGACUUGGGAUGGCUGGCGGGUUUACUCACUUGGGUUUAUGUGGAAUGAUUUACUUGAGACCUGAUUUUUUGUGGGAAACAGGAUCGGGGCAUCACGUUUUUCGAAACGGAAUCUUCGAAGACUGAUUGCUGUUGCAACGGCUCUAGCAUGCAUCAUCAAUCUGAUAUGAUUUGCUCCGGCUGAGCCAGGUUCUCAAUGGUUGUACACCAACGCUUUCGCCUUGGACUUCUUGUUCGUACUUGAAACGAUGCCUAUGAUAUGGGUCUGGGUCGGGGAUGGGACAACGAAGGAUUGGGAAUGGAAGACUGAGGGGAAUGUACGGUGGAAACCACGUCAAACCAGACGAUGGACGAGCCGCGAUACCGAAGACCCGGAGGAAUUAUCAAUAAACCCAACAGGAAAGGAAUGGAAGAGGGAAGGAAGAAAGGGGAAGACAUGUUAAAGUGCGCAGAUUUUGAUUUUUUUUUGGAUAAAAAGGGAAUGGGAAUGGAAUUUGGGAAUCGGUCUGGUGCUGUCCUGUUUUGCCAUAUCACACACCUCGGCAAGAGGAUGCGAGCUUAUCAUAUUUUUUA